AUGGCGGCGCUGAUGCAGGACAGCGAGGAUGUGACUGAUUCUCGGGCGAUGGGGAAAGUGCCGCAUGCCAAACAAAAGUGCUGCGUGUGGAACAAUGGAGACGGAGAGAAGAGUUGUUUCGGGAUCCGUCUGUGGAGCCGCAACGAGUGUGCGUCCUCUGAAAGAUCAAGUCUGUGGAGCCGCAACGAGUGUGCGUCCUCUGAAAGAUCAGGUCUGUGGAGCCGCAACGAGUGUGCGUCCUCUUAA
Knipowitschia caucasica is the source of this 246-nucleotide messenger RNA. Lineage: Eukaryota; Metazoa; Chordata; Actinopteri; Gobiiformes; Gobiidae. The record is from the annotation of a GenBank genome assembly.